GCGGAAAGCCUCUACUACACAAUACGUUCUUACUCGCAGCAAGUUCUGCCCCCCUCCAUCACUAGUACCAUUCAGGGAUUGAGACGAUCAGAUCAAAAAAAUGCUCGUUUCACUCUUCUCCUCUGGAGAGGGGUGGACCUCUGUCUGGAGCCAAAUACCUGGCUACAUCCUGAUACCGUGUAGCAUCAUUUUAGGAGCGUGGUUGCUUUUCCUAUUCCUGUGGCUCCAGAUCGAUCGACCGGACAAACUAGCUGGGUAUCAGGAGCCUAGCGACUUCACCUUCCCGAGGGCGGCUAGCUUGUUGUUAUGUAUGAUGAGAAGGAAGGGCGACGGCGAGUCAGACUUUUGUUUUGUCGAGGGCAAACAGACAUUCUACUUUCUAUUCUAGAAUUAGUUGUAGUACUAACACGUUCUGUACUGUACCUUGUUGUUAAUUAUACUGUGUAGGUGUUUCAAGAUGGUAAAAAAUGCUUUCAUCUUAAAUAUUGCAAAAAAACCCAUCUGAAUCUAAUCUCCUUCGGAGUGACCGGCGUUGAGAAUCGAAAUGCUGAGCAGCAGCCUCCUGCCAGCAAUGCCUUCAAAGUUGCGAUGCUCAUGGGACUUGUCUUCCUGUUCCUCGUCGUCAGUUUCCUUGCAGCAACUGAAGCUGAUCGAGCUCAGGGAGGUAAGAAAGAUAUAUGCUAAUCCUAAGAAUAGCACAAGAUAUAUGCUAAUCCUAAGAAUAGCAGCAGUCGGGCAGCAGUAGCACAUACACCAGCAUUUUGUGUACUUCCAAUAUUCCGGACUUUUUUUUCUUCUGGAUGUGAUUCAUGAGUUGUGUUUAUCUCUUCCUCUGGAAAUGAAUUCAAAUAAAACGGAAUAAAGUCAAAUAUUCUUGGAUAUUCUCAACUUUUGGUGAAAUUUGAGCAUUUCAAAACUAUUUCAAGAGGUAAAAGGCAUCUGCAAGACCUAAUAAGUCAACAAAUUUCAUGAGCUACAGUCCUGACAAAAGCCAGGUCUAGAUAUUUUUAGCAUUUUUUUUAAGCAUCUGAAGCUAGUGAUAGCAUAGUUCUUAUGCUAACUUUGUGCUUAGUCGGACCUCUUCACCAGGCACUACCUUGUACUGUAAAUCGACAUGUGUCAUCUGGAACAUCAAUUGUUCUUCAGUACUAUGCACCAGGUCUCCUUUAUUUCCUGUACACGACUACGCUCUUAACGCUGGUACUUGGUGUUUUGGCCUUUGCACUAUGGGGCCAUGCGUCUCCAGUGAGAAACGAAUACCUAGGUGGAAUGGCGGCAUUGGUUUUUUUCACAGUUGUGUCUGCGUACUCUGUGGGCACGUUCAAUUUCUACAUAAACGUGUCGCCGUUUUUACAGUUAUGAUUGUGGACGUUGCAAAUGUAAAUGCAUCCCGAACUGAUGAUGAAUAAGUAACUGAUUUACUUGAGUCUCAAGAGGACUCGGACUUCGACGAGAAGAAACGAUGAGGACUCGGACAGUCGACGAGAUACAUUUCCUGUAGUACCUCUAAUGGAGCAGGGACUCGGUCGCCACUACAUCCAUGUCCAGCCAACAGCAGACGCGGUUUCGUACCUAGAUGCGGGUCGCAUCGAUUUUGCCCCAAUGUCAAGGGUCCUAGUAGACGCGACGGUCGGUUUCAAGAUGAACGGCGACGUGUACUGCUCAGCCCCGAUAGUUAUGAGCAAGAGCUACAAGAAAGGACUAACAACUACAAGAGGACUAGAAGCACGAGUAUGGCAUCGAGAUUGUUUUUUCACAAGUCAGAGUUACUAACAAUAGUAUCUUCUAUAGGUUUUUCACCAGCGAAGAAAGCGAAUGGAUAUGGAAUACUUUUACGUACCCAUGAACAACAAGAUUCCUCCAUCACCUUUUGCUCUCUCAAGUCCCUGUCUCUAAUCCAGAAGAUCCGAACUUCCUAACCGCAACGAUACAAUUCUUCGCAGUGGGGAAGAACUGCUGCAAUCAUGAGGGGACGUUUCAGUGCGCGCCGUCGACAGGUGAUAUGGGCGGAAACGUUCUGGUCUUACGGAUGAAUAGCUCAUAGAUUAUGAAAUUGAAACUUGUGGUCGUUUGUAGACUUGCACUUGUAGCUAGAGCUCCAUAUUAGAAGUUCGUCCCCAAGAACAAGUGAAUAUCUAACUCUCAUGAGUACCUGACAUCUUGAUAUCAUAUGGUCUUCUCUCCUACAGGACUAGGCGUGCGGCUUGGACAUGGGUUUGGGUUUAACUAGGCGUGCGGCUUGAUCAUGGGUUUGGGUUUAGGGUUGGGUUUAGGGUUUAGAGUUUUGCAUGCCCCUCCUCUAAUCAGCUCACCAGUAACAGGCGAAGAUGCAGGCUUCUUCUACAAGCUGGUUGUGAACCUCAGAGAGCUGAUAACGCAAGGUGCGCGCUUCAAAACGGAUAAGGACAUCUACAAGACGCAAGCGCAAGCAAUAGGCACAGUGUUGCAGAGGACGGUAAGUUUUUUUUGGGAUUGUGAGUGUUUUUCAAUCCGCUGUAUUCACUUAAAGAUACGAAGUUCCUUGCAGUGGUUCUUUCGUCCAAAUUCUCGGAACCGAGUCCGUUUUUACAACUGCUGGUUUGUUCCAUCUUGUCGUGUUGCUGCUUCUCUCCUUUGUUUUUCACUCCGUUGUGUUCUUCAAACGUGGUUUUCAGAUAGAAAUCACUUUUCAAAAGGCCGUAGCACGUUUCAUCAGGUUUCCCCUGACGCCAUCUUCGUGGAGCUUGAUGACACUGCGCCAAGACCAAUAGCAACGGAUAUGGCUGCUCUCAAAAGCGAGACUUUUGGCAACUACUUGCAACCAGAUGCGACGUUGAAUUCCACUGUCAGUCCUCUGUGGUUCUUGACAAAAGCAGGUGGCAACGCCUUCAAUAUCCUGGUCUCGGAUGAAGUCUCAGACUCAUUAAAAUACUUCGGGAGAAAAGCAGAUGGAACGCUAGGAAUGAAAGCGAAGGAUGGCGGGACUGGUAAUACAUAGGCGUUGUCAAAACCCCCGCUCGUUAUUUAUUUGGAUGUCAGAUUUGCAAGAGGCAGAGCCGUGAUAUGCAAGUUUUUAUCACAAGAUUGAGUCUUUGAAGAUGUCACGUUCGUAUCUUCGUAUCUUCGUACUCUUCCUUGCAUGAUUCGCACCAACAACAACAAAAAGGCACUGAGCGUUGGCGAGUGGACCGAAAUGUAGGACCUGGCGCGUGGCAAUUAGUGAGCAGUGGAGAGUACCUUGUAAGGGACGCAUCAGGCGGCGCAGACGUAGUAGCAGGACUCUCUCCCACAGCACCAGUGCUAGACCCACAAUGGACUUUGCUACCAUCCGCAGCUGCAAGUUCGAAAGAUUUUAUGAUGGAUGUUGGAGAUCUCGACAUAUUAGUGCCUGGUUUGUAUACAGCCUACUUACUUAAAAGUACAAUGAACUACAGAAGUUCUUGACCAAAUAGACGGAAUAGAUGACACACCAGCUUCAUCAGUACUCUAACAACAUGGUGUACGUAUAAUUCAUACACUCCGCUUGGUCCACAGUCCCAUCCCCAUAGUAUCCCCCUCAUCUCCCUAUUCAUAACCUUAACGCGACCUCACAGUCCGUACCUGGACGAAAUGGAGCCUGGUUUGCGACUUUUUAGUGGUCCUUUCUUUCUCUACGGAUCACUAGCCGCAGUGGGCGUAUGGAUUUUGGCAGGAUUUUUCUAUCUGCUCUUCUUGCUCAUCGUGUUGGCGGCUUUGCGGGUGUGAAAUAGUUGUACAUGAAGGAGAGGAGCAGGGGGGCCUGGACCAUUGCUUUUUUUCAUUGUGAUACAUCAACCUGAUAAAUUGCGACGGACCAUAAAUGCCAGAAACAAGUCGCGAGUCUGCGAUGAGUCCUCUAGGUUACGAAAUUCGAGAAACAAGAAGAAUCACUAGAAGGGCUUCCUCGCUCUUCUCUCUACUAGAACUUGAUGGUGCAGAGCACUUCUUCUAAAAUGAAAAAAAAAGGGGUGAGGUCAAAGCAAGAUGAAGCAGGUGUCCAAAGUGAUUUUGAUUAAGUAGACAUAAUAAAAUAUCUUGCAGAAACCUGCAUCAAAUGGGUGCAGAUGAAGAAAAAGACUGAAGC
Messenger RNA from Amoebophrya sp. A25, 4081 nucleotides. Lineage: Eukaryota; Dinophyceae; Syndiniales; Amoebophryaceae. The record is from the annotation of a GenBank genome assembly.